GCAGCAGCAGCAGCAGGAGGAGCAGAAAGGGGAUAUCUGGCGGGACUUGGAGGCGUGGUCCCAGACAGAGCUGCCCCCUCCUCUCAGCCUCCAGACUUCCCUUCCCGGGCCCUGGCAACAACGAAGGGAGUCGUAGCAGCCUUUUCCUGAAAUUAUUGGAACAGAACCAUGGGAAAAGAAUUGUUGCUGUACCUGUUGACGUACAACUUGUGAUUGGAUUGUGAAGGUUCUUCUAGGUUAACUGUUUCCUCCCCCCUGCCUCAUGAGAGGUAGUGAGAGACAUCUUAUCAAUCUAAUAAUAAGACAUGAGUAUACACUUGACUCUUCAGAUUUCCUAUAAAUUCAGACUGUUGCUGCUCUUUGCAUUAUGCAUAGUGGUGAUUGGAUGGGCCACCUCAAGCUACCUGAUUGCUGCCAUCCAAGAGAUUCCUAAAGCAAAGAUUUUCAACAGGACUAUAAUUUGGAGAAAUGAGUUAACUUCAUCCAAUAAGGCUUCCAAGACACAAUCUAAAUUGAAAAAAUGUCCUCUUUUGUCUCCAUACCUGAGAGGAACCAGCAAACUUAUUUUCAAGUCAGAUCUCACAUGGGGAGAAGUACAGAGAGAGAAUCCUAAAGUUCAGAGCGGCCGUUACCACCCAGAAGACUGUCAGGCCUUACAACGGGUUGCCAUCCUAAUUCCACACCGGAAUAGGGAGAAACACUUAUUGUACCUGCUGAAACAUCUCCAUCCAUUUUUGAAGAGGCAGCAAGUGGAGUAUGGCAUCUAUGUCAUUCAUCAGGCUGGAGAUGACAAAUUUAACAGAGCCAGACUCCUGAAUGUUGGCUACCUAGAAGCCCUUAAGGAAGAAAAUUGGGAUUGUUUUAUAUUCCAUGAUGUGGAUCUGGUACCAGAGAAUGACUUUAACCUCUACAUGUGUGAUGCUCAUCCAAAACACCUGGUGGUUGGCAGAAACAGCACUGGCUACAGAUUGCGUUACAAGGGAUAUUUUGGAGGUGUUUGUGCUCUAACAAAAGACCAGUUUUACAUGGUGAAUGGAUUCUCCAACAACUACUGGGGCUGGGGUGGAGAAGAUGAUGACCUCAGAAUCAGGGUGGAGAUGCAAGGGAUGAAAAUAUCUCGGCCACCUCCUUCCAUAGCCAAAUACACAAUGAUCUUCCAUACCAGAGAUAAAGGCAAUGAGAAGAACUCACAAAGGAUGAAGCUAUUAAAGCAGGUGUCACGAGUCUGGCAAAAAGAUGGACUGAACUCUUGUUCCUAUAACCUGCUGUCUGUGCAACACAAUCCUUUAUAUGUCAACAUCACAGUGGAUUUCGUUGUGACUUCAUAAUCCUGCAUUAUUCCGUUGAGGUUUUUUGGGGAAAGGUAGACUCUCCAGUUGCAGUAGUUAUCGUAAUGUCUGGAAAUUUUGAACCUGACAUCCCCCCCAACCCCAGCCCUUCUCGCCUCUGUCACCGAGCGGUGGACACGGUGAAAAACUGGCUGCUGGGUGUGACUAGUUUGAAUUUUUCCUUCUUGUUUUUCAUGAGAAGCAUUGCCAAUGGCAUGGAGGGAAGAAGGCUAUUAGAACAGAAAAGUUUUCUUACAGAUGAGCUUAAGCAAGAAAGAGAAGGGCCCUUUGUGGCACAGAGCGAGAACCGUUCAAGGGCAUUUGUUGAAAGUGAUUUGGAAAAGUGACAGCUCAGGGGAUCCAAAGGUGUGGGCUGCAGGAGACAGCGUUGCCAGAUUGUCAGAGGGGUCAAAGCUGCUCUUGGGAGCAACGGAAAGGUAGAAAGAUUGAUGAGUGUCACUAGAGUCAGCUUGACUUGGAGAUCUCUGAGGGGGAGGGCAUCAGGUGGAGGAGUAGAAAGAAACAAAGUACAGGUGAGGGAAAGCCUAACAAGCAUCACUGGAAUAGAAAUGAGUAGCUGAGCAAAGGUACAGGACAGCGUAUUUGAGGAAGAAGAGGCAGUGGGGAAAAUGGAGUGUAGUUCCUCCCUGUAUGUUUUCUGCCUCAUGUAACUAGUCUCUUCUUCUUGCCUAUCUGGGGUGAGGUCAAAUGAGGUAGCCCUUUGAAUAGGAUGCGACAAGUUAAGGAAAACAUCUUAGAAGAGGAAGUUUUUUUUUUAACUAACUUCAUUUCCCUCUGCUAUCUCCCUUUCAUCCAAACUUCACCACCCCAUUAUCUGAAUCUUCCUGCUACUUUGCCUGAAAUCACUUUGUUACCACUGAGAUCAUUUCUUCUUCUCUUCAGUUGAAGUUUCUGAACUUCUGGCUAUUCCUGAUCUUUUGGGGGUUUUUUUCUUCCUGAUUUUGUUCUGUAACUGCUUAGCUCUUAGCUCUGUGCAUUUUUCCAGGCCUUCUCCAUGGACUCCAUACACAUCUCCAUUUAUUGAAAUCCUUCUCCCUCUAGAGCCUAGUUUAGGUGCUACCUCUUCCAAGAAACAUUCUGCUACUACCCACCAGCUUAAAGUCAUUUCUCUCUUCCAUUUUCUAGAACACUUUGCCUGAUCUCUUUUGCUCUUUUCCCAUUCUAAGAGCGCUAGAUUUAGAGUCACAGAACCUUAAUUUCAAGCUCUUGUCAGCUGUAUGACCUUGAUCAAGUCAUUUGACUUGGACCACUGACUUCUGGACCACACCUUCAUUUAAAUGAGAAGAAUCCUAUUAGAUAAUCCCAGUGUUUCCCUCCCAGCUUUAACUCUUAACUCUUGUAUAAUACUCAUUUGUAUAUCUUUUGUCCCUGCUGUUAGACUGCAAGCCUCUCAAGGGCAGGGAUUGUGACUUUUUUCAUCUUGAGUAGAAUUAAGUUGAAUCAUCUCUUUUUCCCAUUUGUUCCUCCUCACUCAGAUUCAAUUCUUGAGCCUCUUCUUUACCUGCCACUGUUUGACUAGGGGCCUAGGCUACUGCUAGUCCCAUGGCCCUUGGAGGAGCUUCCACCUUCCCCUGUCAGUUUAUUUCUUGGUCUUACCAUAGGGGCUGGCAUGGUUGCUGUUAUUACUCUGCUCUCAAUUAAGCAGCCAACGGCACUUGCUUGGGAGUGUUCUUUAUCUGCUACUAAUAAUAUAAGAGAACAUGUUGCCUACUAAUUUUUCUAGAUAUUUUUUAAUAAAAACUUUUUUUGCAUGUAGUUUUAGAAUCAGCGGUAAUUUUGUUAAAACUACAAUGUAUGUCCCAAGGGACUUUUGGAGUCAGUAUUUUAAUAUUUCAAAAGAUCUGUGCUUUUGUCAGUUAUUGUCCACUGAUGCAGAUCAUAGCCUUUCCACACUUUUCUGUGGGUCUUAGUGAGGUUGCUGUACUUAAAAAGAAAAUCCAUUGCCUAGGUAGGGUGGGGAACCCGAGGCCUCGGGGCCACAUGUGGCCCUCUAGGUCCUCAAGUUCAGUCAAAGGGCUGCACCUGAGGACCUAGAAGGCUACAUGUGGCCUCAAGGCUGCAGGUUCCCCACCUCUGAGUCCUAGAGGCCAACAUUCUGGUGAUAGGCCCCCCUCAAACAUAAAACCAAGUUGGUGCUUACCUUGGACAGUAGACAACAAAGUUCAUUCAUUGCUGGGCCUUCUCAUAAAGCCUUUACAGUGUAGAGCUUGAAGGAGUUGCCAGAGCUUGGGCUCUGGUUCUUCUAGGGUUAUUUUGAAAUCUCACUGCAGUAACAGAAUACAGGGAAGUAGCUUGCUUGAUCUUUGAACACCUCAGUGGUGUGUUUAAAGAAUCAUAUUCUGCUGAUUGAAUGCGUAUAUCCUUUGGGCAAAACAUUCUCUGAAACCCAUGUGGUAUUUUCUUGCUAAAAUCUCCAGGGCUGCUAGCGAGCUUUAUGCUUUAGAAGAGAGUCAGAUAGCAGAACCCCUUGGUUUAGAGAGAUUAUCUUUUGUCUGUCUUGUUUCUCUUCUAUUCGUAGCUUCCUGUUUCUGUGUUUCUGUCGUAAAUUAUUUUAAGUAUUAUGGAGUCAUCAUCUCAUCACUGCUGCUGGUCAUUGUUCUCUGAUCACUCUUUGCCAGCAUCUGGCUCAUCUGUCUGGAUGCUUUGAGGGAAUAAGUAUCCAUUUUCAUAUUCAAGCCUAAUACUUCCAGUGCCUGGCUUUUUAAAUAUCUCCAGUAGCAUUGGAUUAACUUUCCUCUUCCUCUGUUCCAGUUUUUUCCUUUGUUAAUCAUCCUUUUGGUGAGGCAAAUUAAUAUGCAGCAGUGGGAAGAUAUUUCAUACAUCCAUAUGGCAUAAAUAUUCUGUUUGAAACAGUCCUAUUGAAAAGCUGGGUAUUCAAUUAUGUUCAUAAUAUUAUUCAGCUCUUAUAAAUUAAUUCACUUUAAUCACAAUGAAGCCAAGAAUAUCAGGGGUAUGACUGAUCCCCAGGAACAGUAGUGUUCCCUCCAAACCAUCAACUCUGCUCUCAGCCUGGCCCAGAACCAUCAUCCAGGAAAACAAACCUUAUGGAAGAGGGGAGCCUGCCAUCCUCUCCCACCAAUCACCAACCAGCUGCCACCAACAGGGCAGACAAGCCAGCCUGGCCAGACAGACAGGAGGCACCAUGUUUCAGGUGGGUUAAACCACCACCAUCUCCCUUUGGACUUUGGAGAUAGCCCAGGAUCCAGAGUCCAAAAGUCUGGGAAAUUGCAUGGCCCCAGUCCUACUUCAAGCUUGGCUGUAGCAGACUCAGGAAGAAGCUUUGGCAGGAAUGUUACCACCAUAGCCAGUAUUUCUGGAACUCCCUUUUUAAUUCCUAUAACUCCCUUGUCCCAAGUGAGUUAUCAAAGCAGCAAUAUGCACAGAUUUCUUCCCUGCCUGUCUAGCGCCACCCCUUGUUUUCCACUGGACCUUAGGAAGGCAGGUUUCCUAUUAUCCUCAAAAAAAAAAAAGCUAGUGUUAAUUGUCUGUUUGGGGGGGUGGGGCAGGAGACUUUAGUUUAUCUAAGGCACAUUUAGGGACUGUAACUUCUACAGGCAUUAAAGAUAUCCAUACAACCAACAUACUAGGCUCUCCAGAGGUCACUUUGCAAUAGCGUCCUCCCUGAAGGGUUUUUAAUAUGCACCCCUUGGUACUUUGGGCAUCAUUGCAUCAUCACCUUUUUACCUCUGACACCCAUUUGGUGUAAGCUGUUGCUCAUCUUCUGCCCAUGAAGACUGCAUGAUGGUUUUCAAAAUGCCACAAAAGAGCAAGAAGCCUUAGCUUCUGCACUGUGCCAGUGCUGGUAACCGGCAGCGUCCCUGAGGAGGUGUUGAUGUUGAAUUAGGUUAUGAUGAACAAUUAAAGAAUGAGCCUAUG
Phascolarctos cinereus (koala) is the source of this 5225-nucleotide messenger RNA. RefSeq names its product beta-1,4-galactosyltransferase 4 (gene B4GALT4). NCBI's taxonomy places the organism in Eukaryota, Metazoa, Chordata, Mammalia, Diprotodontia, Phascolarctidae. Gene Ontology annotation, cellular component: Golgi apparatus. The record is from RefSeq and is a predicted model, not a curated record. Gene Ontology annotation, biological process: carbohydrate metabolic process. Gene Ontology annotation, molecular function: galactosyltransferase activity.